UUCAAUUUACCUGUAGACAUUAAAUAUCUUUCCACCGAAAACAAUGGUGUCACACUCGCUCGCCCUGCCGAUGAUUUGCUUCACCACGCUAUGGGGGCUGGUGGGAGUUGUCGCUCCGUUUUUAGUGCCUAAAGGACCAAACCGAGGGGUCAUCAUAACUAGUCUGAUCCUGACAGCCAUUUGCUGCUACUUAUUUUGGUUGAUAGCAAUACUGGCUCAGGCCAACCCACUGUUUGGUCCUCAGCUGAAGAAUGAAACCAUAUGGUACCUUCAGUACUUCUGGGAAUAAACACAGGCUGUGUGAUAUUACAUCUGGAUCAAGCCUGUUGUCAUUCCACUCCCAGUUCGCUGGACUAAGGUUCAAAUAACUCCUAAAGUCUUGUUACCGUCCAACUCCAGCUUCCAGCCCAGCACCACAACCCUCAUUAAAGGGGCUAUGUGUAAUGUCCACCUGAGCGCUCACCUCUGUCGUUCAGCAGUGUGAAUAACAAAUAUAAAAGAAAACAGACAAGACAAGCAAAUUCAAAUGAAGAGUUAGCAGGUACCCAGUAUGUACUGUGAUAUCGGCCAUUUUCCAAAGCUUAUGUAGAUAUCAUUCGUCCAUAGUUUGCUGAGGACAGAGAGCAAGGUUCAAAACACUCAGCCGGCCACAUUCCUG
Messenger RNA from Lampris incognitus (smalleye Pacific opah), 658 nucleotides. RefSeq names its product ATPase H+ transporting V0 subunit e2 (gene atp6v0e2). Gene Ontology annotation, cellular component: proton-transporting V-type ATPase, V0 domain. NCBI's taxonomy places the organism in Eukaryota, Metazoa, Chordata, Actinopteri, Lampriformes, Lampridae. Bases 44 to 289 code for a protein of 81 amino acids. Gene Ontology annotation, biological process: proton transmembrane transport. The record is from RefSeq and is a predicted model, not a curated record. Gene Ontology annotation, molecular function: proton-transporting ATPase activity, rotational mechanism. The transcript is spliced from 4 exons.